Molecule: messenger RNA, 432 nt
Organism: Talaromyces amestolkiae
Lineage: Eukaryota; Fungi; Ascomycota; Eurotiomycetes; Eurotiales; Trichocomaceae
Exons: 3
Coding region: 1-432 (143 amino acids)
Biological process (GO): mitochondrial DNA replication; positive regulation of helicase activity
Cellular component (GO): mitochondrial nucleoid
Molecular function (GO): single-stranded DNA binding
Source: RefSeq, a predicted model, not a curated record
AUGCAGGCCAUCCGAUCCUCUCUCCGCACCCGCGCAGCCGUCGCAGCUGCUCGUUCCUUCAGCACAUCGCCCACCCACUCCGUCGCACGCCUCAUUGUCACCGGUCGUUUAGCUGCCGAGCCUGAGAUCCAGGCCACAUCCACCGGUCAAGAUGUCGUCAAGUACGUCGUCGGAACCUCAUAUGGACCCAAGGACAACCGUCAAACAAGCUGGUUCCGUAUUGCGAGCUUCCAGCCCGAGGGUCCCAGUCGCGACCAUCUCUUGAGUCUUCAGAAGGGAACCCUAGUCUACGUCGAAGGUGAUGCCAGCGUGCGUGUCUACGAAGACGCCGAGGGCAAGAAACAAUCCAGCUUGAACAUUGUGCAACGAACACUCGAAGUCCUCAAGCGUCCCCAAACUGGCAACGAGGCCGGCAGCGAGGGAACUCAGUAA